UCAAUUGUACAACUUCAAUUUGAUACUUGCUUCAAUGAGAUAAUACCAAGCUCACUCAUUCCAGAAUCAAUCACUAUGGUUGACUUUGGAAAGAGGUUCAAUCAAACCAUAGAUUUGAAUGUGUUGCCUUCAUCGGUAACUAGUAUCAAGCUAUCUAGUUCAUUCAAUCAGCCUUUGAUACCAGGUUCACUGCCUGUCAGCAUCACCUCAAUCAGAUUUGGCGAUGACUUUAGACAACCACUCCAGGCUGGUCAACUACCCGCACAGCUCAAGCAUCUCAGCUUUGGCCUUCACUUCAACAAUGAGUUGCAAGAGGGCGUGUUACCCGACUCACUCACCGAUCUAAGCUUGGGCUCAGAGUACAAGCGACCGCUGCCUCAGCGGGUACUGCCACGGGGCCUCAAACGACUGGUACUGGGCAGUGGAUUCGAUUUGCCCAUCGGGUCAAACAGUCUACCUGCCUCACUCGAGACACUUCACACAGGCUACUGCUUCAAUCAAGUGUUGGAGCAUGGAGCAAUACCAGACAACAUCAGGGACCUUAGCUUUGGCUUUCUAUUCAACACUCCAAUCACAUUGGGUCAGCUUCCCAGCAAGCUACGCACUCUCAAACUUGGCUUCAACUUCAACCAACCGUUGGGUAUUGGUGUGCUACCCGCACAGCUAGAGACCAUCGAGUUCAGCUCAGAGUUCAACAGGCCGGUGCCUGUCGGCGUUCUACCUUCCUCACUCAUCAACAUCAAGUUUGGAUUCAAGUUCAAUCAACCAUUGCAGCCUGGUGCAGUCCCAGAGGGCUGCACACAUCUCAGGCUUGGCGCAGAGUUCAAUCAGACGUUGCCGCCUGGCGUGUUGCCAUCGACUGUCACACUACUCAAGUUUGGCUGGGACUUUGACAGACCAUUGGCAGUCGGAUCCAUUCCAGCAGCCGUGACAAACCUGGAGUUUGGACAUCGAUUCAACCAGCCUCUGGCGCCUGGUUGCAUUCCAAACGUCUGCGAACAACUCCAAUUUGGCACGAUGUACACACAGAAGAUGCCCAAGGACGUUCUGCCUGUCUCGCUACUGGCGCUUAAGCUCGGAUCAAACCUUCAGCUCAGUGACGUCGUCCUGCCCGACAAGCUCUACCUGCUCGAGACGUACUGCAGCGACAUGAAGGAGGCACAGCAUCAGAUCCCAAGCUCACUCAGACAUCUCAAGCUGCUCUAUUCAGAACCGUGGCGGGCUGGGCACAACAAGUGCACAGGCAUACAAUAUGUGCCGUCGACAGUUCGCCAUCUGGGCGUAAGCAAACGACUGGCCCUAGUUGAGAUGCAGAAUGGUGGUACGUUUCCAGCGCAUGUUGCCGACGUUGCAGUACUCCUCAAUGAACUGCGACUAAUGCACAUCCGUCGACUGGAUGACCAAUACUCCCUAGUGCACACCUCCAAAGACAACAUGCUCACAGUGCCCAAUGACCUCAUGGCCGAAUACUUGCUCGACUAUUUCAAUGUGGACGACAAUGACCAACAUCUUGAC
Molecule: messenger RNA, 1515 nt
Organism: Acytostelium subglobosum LB1
Lineage: Eukaryota; Evosea; Eumycetozoa; Acytosteliales; Acytosteliaceae
Exons: 1
Source: RefSeq, a predicted model, not a curated record